Molecule: messenger RNA, 1647 nt
Organism: Periophthalmus magnuspinnatus
Lineage: Eukaryota; Metazoa; Chordata; Actinopteri; Gobiiformes; Gobiidae
Gene: acat1
Product: acetyl-CoA acetyltransferase 1
Exons: 12
Coding region: 105-1367 (420 amino acids)
Biological process (GO): fatty acid beta-oxidation
Molecular function (GO): acetyl-CoA C-acetyltransferase activity
Source: RefSeq, a predicted model, not a curated record
GCUGUGAUUGGCUGUUUGUGGCUCUGAGCUGAAGGUGAAGCAGUGAGUGAGUCCGAGUGCAACAGAAGGCGUGUUUGCUGAGCUGUCCCUUUACUCUGGAUAAAAUGUCAACUGCUGGACUUUUAACCAUGCAUGCACAUAUUUGCAGACACUUGGGUCACAGAUGUCUUUCAAGAACCUACACAUCUCGCCCUUCUCUAAAUGAGGUGGUCAUCGUCAGUGCAGUGCGCACACCUAUGGGCUCCUUCAAAAGUUCUUUGUCAUCUGUACCAGCCCCAAAACUGGGUUCUAUAGCAAUAAAGGGGGCCAUAGAGCAAGCAGGAAUUGCACCGGAAGAAGUAAAGGAAGUCUACAUGGGCAAUGUUCUUCAAGCUGGAGAAGGACAGGCUCCCACAAGACAAGCUCUGCUCGGUGCAGGCUUGACCCUUGGCACUCCUGCAACUACCAUCAACAAGGUCUGUGCAUCUGGGAUGAAGUCCAUAAUGAUGGCAGCUCAGAGUCUCAUGUGUGGACACCAGGAUGUCAUGGUGGCCGGAGGCAUGGAGAGCAUGUCCAACGUGCCUUAUGUAAUGGCCAGAGAGGCCCCUGCAUAUGGAGGAGUGAAGAUGGAAGACCUCAUUGUUAAGGAUGGGCUCACUGACGUCUACAACAAAUUUCAUAUGGGAAACUGUGCAGAAAACACAGCCAAGAACCACAGCAUCACAAGAGAAGAGCAAGAUGCUUAUGCAAUUGGCUCCUACAGUCGCAGCAAAGCAGCUUACGAGUCUGGAGUCCUGGCAAAAGAGAUUGUACCAGUUAGCAUUCCUCAGAGAGGUAAACCAGAUGUUGUUGUGUCUGAGGAUGAAGAAUGGAGGAAAGUGGACUUUAGUAAAGUCCCCAAACUGAAGGCGGUCUUCCAAAAAGAGAACGGCACUGUUACAGCGGCUAACGCGAGCACCCUGAACGAUGGAGCUGCUGCUCUUGUGUUAAUGACCGCUGAUGCUGCAAAGAGGCUAAAAGUCACCCCUCUCGCCAGGGUAGUGUCAUUUGCUGAUGCUGCAGUUGCUCCCAUUGAUUUCCCAAUUGCUCCUGCAUUUGCUGUACCAAAGGCCCUGGAGGCAGCGGGACUGAAGAAGGAUGAUAUUUCAAUGUGGGAGAUCAAUGAGGCCUUCAGUGUGGUUGUUCUGGCAAACAUUAAGAUGCUGGAUAUUGACCCUGCAAAAGUGAAUGUGAAUGGAGGAGCAGUGUCUCUGGGACACCCCAUUGGCAUGUCUGGGGCAAGGAUUGUUGGUCACAUGGUUCACAACCUGAAGUCUGGACAAUAUGGACUGGCUGGUAUCUGCAACGGAGGGGGCGGAGCAUCAUCUAUUAUCAUCCAGAAACUGUAGAAUCUAUGCUUCACAAACACAGAACACUGAUCAUGACCUGUGAACUCUUGUUUCUUAUCUGAUGGUCCAAAACAAGGCUAACCAUAAGGAAGUAGACUGUUACUGUUUCAACAGCAUUGGGGAUAAACACUCCUUCCCGGUGACAUCAUGACUCUAGUGUCUAACACUCCUUUCUCAGACAUGUUGUGCAAUUAAAUAUUUAAUAUUUAACUGAAAAAGGUCACAAAGGAGUUUGUUGAAGUGUGCUGUGUAAAAAUAAAUCUAAACAUAAUGGCCUUAA